This is a messenger RNA of Perognathus longimembris pacificus (Pacific pocket mouse), 1814 nucleotides long. RefSeq names its product TNF superfamily member 13 (gene Tnfsf13). The transcript has 6 exons. Gene Ontology annotation, molecular function: receptor ligand activity; tumor necrosis factor receptor binding. Lineage: Eukaryota; Metazoa; Chordata; Mammalia; Rodentia; Heteromyidae. Gene Ontology annotation, biological process: positive regulation of isotype switching to IgA isotypes; immune response. The coding region runs from base 1052 to 1786 and encodes 244 amino acids. Gene Ontology annotation, cellular component: membrane. The record is from RefSeq and is a predicted model, not a curated record.
AGAGGGUCACGGGAAUGGGGUGUGGGCAUUGGGAAACACAGAGCUGCAUGCCUCUGGGAUGCAUGGGUGAACUGAGUGGAGAGGCAUACUGCCCAGGGGCAAAGCUAGCUCAAGGCCCUGCAGCAGCCCUCAUUUCCCUAGGAGGUGGACUUCCUCCUGCGGGGGAAUCCCUAGCUGGGAGGAGCCACUGGCCCUUCCUCUUGACACCUGGACUUUCAGCAGGUGCUGGCUGUGAGACAGGGUGGGAGCCAGCCUGGAGGGGGGUUCAGAGUCAGUAUAUUGGAUUUUGGAGCCUAGGAAGAUGAGACCUUAGGGCCUGUGGGUCCUGGGGUGGCGUCCUGUAGUGGCUGGAGGAGCUUGGGGCUGCUUUUCUCUCUCUUUGGCCAAAGCCUUAUGUAAGAGCUUUUCUUAAGAAACAGGAAGUCCUGCUUGCCAAGUUCAGCACAGGGAAUAGUGAGGGCCUCAUUCCAACACGCCCAGCCGGGCCUUCACCCCAGCGCCCUUCCAGCUUCUGGGCCCUGGCACUCCUCCUUAACCGACCCUAUGCCCCUUUUCCCCCACAUUCAAGUCACAAUAAGAAAACUUCUUCAGCGUUCUCACCCAUGUCCAAGCCCCAAGGUCUUCUACCUUCACACACACACACACACACCAACCCUCAACACUGCUCAGCUUUGCCUCCAUCCCUGCUCCUGGCACCAUGCCCCAUAGCCAGCCAGCCAACCUUCCCUCCCUCAACUCUGGGGCCGCCCCUGGGUCCCUGAGCUCUGGCCGCUCUUCCUGGGUGUCAGUGGCUGCCCAGACCUUCUAAGAAAGAAUGGCACCAAAUUCUCCUGAGACUAAGGGCUCCCAAUGACUAGUCUCACAGUGGAGUGCCAGGAGCACAGUCCUCCUAGCUUGCUUUUUUCUUCCAUUUUUGUUUUCUCAGGUUUCUUUUUAUUUCUCCCUUUCGUAAUACCACCUUCCCUUCUGCACUCUUGCCUCCACCCCUGCUCCUAUCACCUCCUUACCACCCCAUUCCUGAGGCCACAGCUGUUGUCAGGAUCUCUGGCUUAUGAUAGCUCCAAAAGUGCCCCCAGGCCACAUGGGUGGUCCAGCCCGAGAGCCUGCACUCUCAGUUGCUCUCUGGUUGAGUUGGGGGGCAGCACUUGGGGCAGUGGCUUGUGCCAUUGCUUUGCUGACCCAACAAACAGAGCUGCAAAACCUAAGGAGGGAGGUGAGCCGGCUACAGAGAAGCAGAGGGCCCUCCCAGAGGGGGGAAGAAUAUUUCCAGUAUAGCCUUCGGGAACAGCAGAGCCCUGUUGCCCUGGAAGCCUGGGAGGAUGGACGGAGAUCUCGGAGAAGGAGAGCAGUAUUCAGCCAAAACCGGAAAAAGAAGCAUUCAGUUCUGCACCUUGUUCCCAUUAACAUCACCUCCAAGGAGGACUCUGAUGUGACAGAGGUGAUCUGGCAACCAGCUCUUUGGCGUGGGAGAGGCCUGGAAGCCCAAGGACAUGUUGUCCGAGUUUGGGAUGCUGGAAUUUAUCUGCUGUAUAGCCAGGUCCUGUUUCACGAUGUGACCUUCACCAUGGGUCAGGUCGUAUCUCUGGAAGGCCACGGAAGGCAGGAGAUUCUUUUUCGAUGCAUACACAGUAUGCCCUCUGACCCUGACCGGGCCUAUAAUAGCUGCUACAGCUCUGGUGUCUUCCAUUUACACCAAGGGGAUAUUGUCAAUGUCAGAAUUCCUCGGGCAAAGGCCAAACUUAGCCUCUCUCCACACGGAACCUUUCUAGGGUUUGUGAAACUGUGAUUGUUAAUAAACGUUGGUUCUGAAUUGA